UCUCUCUCUCUCUCUCUCUCUCUCACACCCAGCACCCACCGCUCCCAUCUCUCCUCCUCUCUUCCUCUCUCUCUCUAGAAAUCCUUCGUCAAGCAAACGUCUCACCCACAAUUUUUUUUUUUAUAUUUAAAUCCCCCGAAAUUCUCUCCUUUGCCUCUUCCUGUUCUAAUUUUAUUUUAUUUAUUAGAAUUCGAAGCUUCCACUCUCUCCUUCUAUCACUUCAAAAACCACUCUUGCUGUCUCUUGGAUGGCAUUUUCGUAAUUAAUGGCGGCGAGUUCUAGUGGUUUUACGGCUCACCUCGGUUUCAAGCUCAGCCGAUUCAGCAGUUCUCCGUUCCACGCUUAUAGCCAUGGGUUGGAGUCGAGGAAGAAGAAGCGGAGGGGGAGGUUGUUCCUCGACGGUAACGGAGUUCGGGUGAGUCGAAUUAGUUGCUGCUGCUCUGACUCAGUGGUUCGGAGAGCGUCCGGGUCGGGUAAUAGUGUUGAGAAACCUGAGGAGAAACGCUCUCAUAGAAGUCGAUUCCAAGCCAUUCCUGCAUUGCCUUUUCCUUCUCACCAGUCUCGGUUUGGUACGAAACAAGAGAAGUUUUAUCCGAGAUGUACGCCGAGAAACACCGGUCCACAGUCGCGAGAUACGCCGCCGAAGCGAGAUACUGGCAUUGCAAAUGAGAAAGAUAUGGGCAUCAACUUGUUAAAGGAAAAUGUUAGUGAGACUGGGACUAAUGAAGAUGGAAGUACUUGGUUUCGAGAAAGUGGAGAGGAUCUUGGCGCAAAUGGGUAUAGAUGUAGAUGGACGAAGAUGGGUGGUCGAUCACAUGAUGAUUCCACCCAAUGGGAAGAAACGUGGUGGGAGAAAAGUGACUGGACAGGAUACAAAGAGCUAGGUGUGGAGAAAUCUGGAAGAAAUGCUGAAGGGGAUUCGUGGUGGGAAACAUGGCAAGAGAUGCUCCAUCAAGAUGAAUGGAGUAAUCUUGCAAGAAUAGAGAGGAGUGCACAGAAACAAGCAAAAUCGGGCACUGAAAAUGCUGGAUGGUAUGAGAAAUGGUGGGAGAAAUAUGAUGCUAAAGGCUGGACUGAGAAAGGGGCAAAUAAGUAUGGAAGAUUGAAUGAGCAGUCAUGGUGGGAGAAGUGGGGAGAGCAUUACGAUGGAAGAGGCUCUGUUACAAAAUGGACAGAUAAAUGGGCCGAGACUGAAUUGGGAACCAAAUGGGGAGACAAGUGGGAAGAAAAGUUCUUUGCUGGCAUAGGUUCACGCCAUGGAGAGACAUGGCAUGUUUCUCCAAUUGGUGGACGUUGGUCAAGGACGUGGGGAGAGGAACAUUUUGGAAACGGGAAAGUUCACAAAUACGGAAAAAGCACGACAAGUGAAAGCUGGGAUAUCGUUGUGGACGAAGAAACCUAUUAUGAGGCUGAACCUCAUUAUGGAUGGGCUGAUGUCGUGGGUGAUUCAAGCCAGUUAUUAUCAAUCGAACCCCGGGAAAGGCCACCAGGUGUCUACCCAAAUCUCGACUUCGGGCCAUCUCCUCCACCUCCAGUCGAUGACUUGCCAGGCUCGCCUCUCCCUCCCUCACAAUGAAGACCUGAUUUUCAGGUUCCUUAUUUUGUUCUAGGUGUUUUCAUAUUUAUCUCAUCUGAAUCCAAUCAAUCAUAUUUGUUUAAAACGUCCCACGAAAGAGUAUUGUGAAUUAGUGCUUUUCAUUUAUUCAUUCUUUGGAUGACAAAUGCAUCCUGGGUUUUGGGCACUCUCUAUUUGUCUAAAUAUUGGAUGUUAUAUCAUUUUCCUAGAAUAGGGUGGGAAAUUUUAGGGAGUGAUUAGUAGUAUUUUAUUUCUAUUCUCUUUGUAUCUAUUUUUUGUUUUUUAGAGUAUGAUGUCAUCAUUGGUUACUCUCUCGACUAUGGAUGCAAGAUGUUAUUCAGUCCCUGGUUUCUUUAGAUUUUAUAAGUUAAUCCUUGUUUUUUAGAUGUUA
Molecule: messenger RNA, 1967 nt
Organism: Populus nigra (black poplar)
Lineage: Eukaryota; Viridiplantae; Streptophyta; Magnoliopsida; Malpighiales; Salicaceae
Product: protein EARLY STARVATION 1, chloroplastic
Exons: 11
Coding region: 266-1576 (436 amino acids)
Biological process (GO): starch metabolic process; regulation of starch metabolic process
Cellular component (GO): starch grain; chloroplast stroma
Molecular function (GO): starch binding
Source: RefSeq, a predicted model, not a curated record